This is a messenger RNA of Parnassius apollo (apollo), 1746 nucleotides long. The record is from the annotation of a GenBank genome assembly. Lineage: Eukaryota; Metazoa; Arthropoda; Insecta; Lepidoptera; Papilionidae.
AUGACAUCUCAUGAAGCUAUAGGUUGGAUGAGGAUAUGCAGACCUGGCUCCGUAAUCGGACAGCAGCAGGAAUGGUUGGAACAACUUGAACCGUGGCUGAUAAAACAAGGGAAUUUAUAUAGGAGACGGACAUUCGGUGACGAUGAUAAGUUCCCAAAACACGAAUACGGUUUAUAUUCAAUAACUGAAAAAGCUCUCAAGCAGAAGCCAAUUUUAUUUAGUAAAUCACCUUCCCCACUGCCUCCCAUACAAAGGCAUAAUCGAAUAGAUAUUUCACUACAACCAAGGCCCCAUGCUUCUAAAACCAGGGAUGGAGAAAAUAAUGAAAACGAAGAGACAUUCCUUACCUCUUGUGAUUUAACCGUAAAGCCCUCUGUGCCCAUGUCUCGUAUGAAAGGCUGUAUUAUAAAUAGUAGCGCUGUAUUUGAGAACGACGGAUUAGAUUGCCAAUCGGAAAAUUUAAAUGUACCAAAAUGGAAGAGAAUUCUCUUUUGUCAUUCGUGUACUAACGUCUGGAAUAAAAACGAUAACAAUAAAUCGCGUCGCAGCUGCGGCUCCGGCGAUCCUCGUUCCUUAGGCUGGCCUACGACAUCAACAUUUCUUGAGAAAAAGAACACACCAAACCAUCAUGACUGUUACAAAAAGAUCUCCAGUGAGUACGCUCCUAUUCCUACGUUUUGUACAACUCAAGGUCCUAUUGUGAAAACUGUAAAUGAAGCUCGAGAUUUUCUAAUGCGAGCCUACAAAGAAAAUCGUGAGAGGCAAUUGAGAUCUACACCUGGGAUAACAGCAAAAAUGCCACUUCAAAGACCUAAUGAGCAUUAUGAAUCAAUUUAUGGAAUUACAACAUGCAAUGCGCCUUCAUCUUUUGUUGCGGGAGAAUCUUCUCACUCAUAUUAUCGCCGUCGGCUUGGCCGCAGUCCAAGCCCACCGCAAGCUCGGUUAGUUGCAGAACAAUCACGGGCUACCAACACACCACCGCUAAAACUGAGGAUGCUUAAAAAAGAUUCUUCUAAAUCUACUAUCCGUGAUGCGUUGUCGAAGCUAAAAUGUGCUAUAAAUAAAAAAAUAAGACUAACGCCACCUGAGAUGGGUGCUUUAGUAACAAAAGUCUUACGGCCUAUAAAGUCAUUUAAUAUUGAAAAUCGAGCUCAUAGAGUAAUAUCGAAAGAAAAACCAGUCCCGGCGCCGAAGUAUGAGGCGAAUAUUGAAGAUUUGAAACGGACGCUGGAAGCAGUUCCCAACUUAGACGAUAAACUUGAUAAAAAGGAUCCGGCCCUCGAUGGGAGAUUGAAAGAUGUUUAUGUAACAUCUCACGGACGUCCAGAAGAUGACAUUACAAGAGAAAAGAUGAAACAAAAUCCAAACCGCCCACUUCCUCAAGAACGAAGACAAGUUCAGAACUACGAUCUUGGAUUGAAGGAACCAGAUACGAUUCCAUAUGGAAGAACAACAUUACGCCGGGCUUUAGAGUUUAUUGAAUCCCACCAAAUGAACCCAAGUGAAGUAACAGCUUCGAAAAUAGCUUUAGAAUAUAAGCUUAAAGAAAAGGAUGUAGAAACAAUUUUGAAAUAUUUCAAAACAUAUGAAAUUUAUAUUCCUGAAACAAAGAAAUCUGCUGCUACUUUUGCUGGACCCGCAACCUUUAGGAAGCAACUACAAAACACUGAAGUCAAACAAUUAGAAGAUAGCAAAAAUGAUAAAGUUGAAACAAGAGGUAGUAAUCAGAUGAAAGGCAAAGUGUAA